Salmo salar (Atlantic salmon) is the source of this 1608-nucleotide messenger RNA. RefSeq names its product C-C chemokine receptor type 3-like. The record is from RefSeq and is a predicted model, not a curated record. Gene Ontology annotation, biological process: immune response; positive regulation of cytosolic calcium ion concentration; G protein-coupled receptor signaling pathway. NCBI's taxonomy places the organism in Eukaryota, Metazoa, Chordata, Actinopteri, Salmoniformes, Salmonidae. Gene Ontology annotation, molecular function: C-C chemokine binding; C-C chemokine receptor activity. Gene Ontology annotation, cellular component: external side of plasma membrane; membrane.
CAAGCAAUGGAAAUGGACAUGAACUCCUCGUUUGGGGAAACAACAGCAGGCUACCUGGACUACAGCUCAGAGACGGACGCUCCGCUCUGCAACAGAGAAACGAACCACGACUUUGGGGUCAAACUCUCCACCUUCUACCUGCUGAUUUUCACACUGAGCGUGGUGGGAAACAGCUUGGUCCUCUAUAUCAUCUUCAAGUUCGAGAAACUCAACACGGUGGGGAACAUCUUCCUCCUCAACCUGGUUGUGUCGGACCUGAUCUUCAUGUCCAGUCUGCCCUUCUGGGCCGUAUACCACCACAAGUCCAGCUGGAUCUUCGGCCGUGUCUGGUGUAAGAUUGUGGGCAGCGCCUACUUCCUGGGUUUCUACAGCUCGAUCCUGUUCCUCACCCUCUUGACCUUUGACCGGUACCUGGCAGUGGUCUACGCCGUGCCAUCCACCAGGCUACGUCGGAGAAGCUACGCCCUCGCCUCAUCUGCCGCUGUGUGGGGCAUCAGCCUCCUGGCGUGCAUCAAGCCGUUUCUACUCUACGACCAGGCCGAGCAUUACUACCAGGGGUUGGUGUGUGAGGAGGUUGGUACCCCAGAAUCGAUUGUCUCUGAGGAAUUGGAGCUGUCGGGGCCAUACCUUCAGUUAGGUUUGUUUUUCCUAUUUCCUCUCAUUGUUGUUUUUUACUGCUACGUUAGGAUUGCCGUGACGGUCAUCUCUUCCAGGAUGACCAACAAGUACAGGACGGUGAGACUCAUAUUUGUCAUAGUACUGCUGUUCUUUGCAUGCUGGACUCCUUAUAAUGUGGUGGUGAUGCUUCAAGCAGCUGAAGUCGACUGUGUGGAACUCCGUAAACUUGACUAUGCUCUGCAUGUUACUCGUAUGGUCACAUAUCUGUACUUCUGUAUCAAUCCUGCCUUCUACACCUUUGUGGGGAGAAAAUUCCAGAACCACUUCCGGAUUCUGCUGCAGAAACAUAUGCCGUGUUUAAAGAACCAUGUCUCAAUCAAUGGUAGCCGGACACUGUCACAUGUUAGAAUCCCUCAAGUGGGCAUGACUAGUCAAACAGAUGUACCGGUAUGAUUUAGGAGCCCUGUGGCACAGGAAUGUACAUGAAUUAAUGUCUAGGGGUCUCAUAUUAGUUAAUGAACCUUGAAAAGUGUAUGUAGCUAUUCACCACUGUGCCUCUGCCUCUGCAUUGUUUACUCUUUGGGGUUUUAGGCUGGAUAUCGCUAAAGCACUUUGUGACAACUGCUGAUGUAAAAAGGGCUUCAUAAAAUACAUUUGGUUGAUUGAUUGAAAAUAAAUGUGUUUAUACAAUGUUAAUUGUAGACUUGAGUUACCCCCUUACUAUGUCAAGUGUUUGAAUAUCUCGGUUGGUAGAAAGGCACUCUAUAAAUCCAAUCCAUCAUUAAUGCUCCAUUAUUGUACAAUUUCAAUAAAAUGUUAUCAAGAACUUGGCGACAAGUUGUGACAGUACAAGUUAAGACAUGAUUUAAUGUGUCAUAACAAUGUGCAAGUCAUUCUUUUCUUUAUUUACUCUCAGUACAAUUUUUACAUUUUGCCUCUGGCUAACAUUAUCUGGCAAUGUAAAACGUUGCUGUUUGGAAAUAAACAUUA